GCAUACGAGCGGCAACAUCGGCACUCUCUUGAUUGUUUAAAUGAAAUCCGAUAUAAACGUCAUCAUCUGUCAGGGCGGCCAUCUUGAAUCUCACCAUAAACGUCAAAAUAAUCGAUAAAGUGUAAACAAAAAUAUUUUGUAUUAAAUUUCAAUUAAACCUAAGCUUUGAAACGUUUAACUUUAUUAAUUCCAAUAGUCGUGACUAUGAAUAAUUCUUAAAAACUUAAAUAUUGUGUGAUCUUUUGUGUGUGUGUGUGUGUGUAUCGAGUGUUUUAACUGAAGAAAAAUGGCCCACACGGGUACAGUUCCGGGAAAACGGAAAGAAAUCUACAAAUACGUGGCCCCGUGGCCUUUAUACAGCAUGAACUGGUCCGUACGUCCAGACAAACGGUUCCGUUUGGCCUUGGGCAGUUUCGUCGAAGAGUACAACAAUAAAGUGCAAAUCGUGUCUUUGGACGAAGAGAGCAGUGAGUUUGUCGCCAAGAACACCUUCGAGCAUCCCUAUCCUACGACGAAAAUCAUGUGGAUCCCUGAUAGUAAAGGGAUUUUUCCAGAUUUAUUGGCUACAAGCGGGGACUAUUUGAGGGUCUGGCGAGCCUCGGAACCAGACACCCGACUCGAAUGCGUCCUAAACAACAAUAAAAACUCCGAUUUUUGUGCCCCAUUGACCAGUUUCGAUUGGAACGAAGUGGAUCCCAAUUUGGUGGGCACAUCGUCCAUCGACACCACUUGCACCAUAUGGGGCCUGGAAACUGGGCAGGUUAUGGGCAGGGUAAAUGUCUCGGGGCAUGUGAAAACUCAAUUGAUUGCUCACGAUAAGGAAGUUUACGAUAUAGCGUUCUCGAGGGCUGGGGGUGGACGGGAUAUGUUCGCUUCGGUAGGGGCAGAUGGUUCGGUCAGGAUGUUUGAUUUGAGGCAUUUGGAACAUUCGACUAUUAUUUAUGAGGAUCCCGGGCAUACGCCUUUGUUGAGACUGGCCUGGAACAAACAGGACCCCAACUAUUUGGCCACCAUAGCGAUGGACUCUUGCGAGGUGAUAAUUUUAGAUGUUCGGGUGCCCUGUACCCCCGUCGCUCGCUUAAAUAACCAUCGGGCCUGUGUCAACGGGAUCGCGUGGGCCCCACACUCGAGCUGUCACAUUUGCACCGCCGGUGACGAUCAUCAGGCCUUGAUAUGGGACAUUCAGCAGAUGCCCAGGGCCAUCGAGGACCCCAUUUUGGCCUACACGGCGGCCGAGGGCGAAGUGAACCAGAUCCAGUGGGGGGCCACUCAACCCGACUGGAUCGCCAUCUGUUAUAAUAAGUCUUUGGAGAUUUUGAGGGUGUAAACGGGGGGGGGAGUGGAGGGUGUGUGAGUGAGUGGUUGAGUUAGGCAUUGUAAAAAUUCAUCCGUAUUCAUUUUUUUGUUUUUAGGUUUAAUUAUUAAUGUUUAGGGUGUUUGCGUUCGUUUGUUUCAUUUAGACUGUAAAUAAAUAAAUAAUUAGUAAUCUU
Anthonomus grandis grandis is the source of this 1490-nucleotide messenger RNA. RefSeq names its product DDB1- and CUL4-associated factor 7 (gene wap). Lineage: Eukaryota; Metazoa; Arthropoda; Insecta; Coleoptera; Curculionidae. Gene Ontology annotation, molecular function: protein binding. The record is from RefSeq and is a predicted model, not a curated record. The transcript has 4 exons. Bases 287 to 1327 code for a protein of 346 amino acids. Gene Ontology annotation, cellular component: nucleus.